CUGACGAUGAAGACAGAUGAGAUAUUUGGGGGAUGGGUCAUUGCAAAGAGAACAGAGGAGACGGAGGAAGCUGAAAGGAUACAGGACAAAUAAAGGACUUUAUAGUAGCAGCACUAGCACAUAACUGCUACAUUCUAUAGCACUGGGAUUUGAUUCAAAAAGAAAAUCAUGACAAGUCAGUCACAAGGAAUCCAGCAGCUGCUGCAGGCAGAGAAGAGAGCGGCUGAGAGAGUGUCUGAGGCCAGAAAACGAAAAGCUCGCAGACUGAAGCAAGCCAAGGAAGAAGCACAAGGGGAGAUUGAGCAAUAUCGCCUGGAGAGAGAGAGGGAGUUUCAGAUCCAGCAGCGCACUGCCCUGGGAACACAAGGAGAUCUUUCUUCUGAGGUGGAAGCUCGGACUCGACAAACACUGCAAAUGGUCCAAAGCAGCCAUGGAAAGAACAAAGAAGCAGUCCUGCGACGGUUAUUGGGCCUGGUGUGCAACGUAAAGGCGGAGCUUCAUCCCAACUACCGUUUCGCUGGCAACUGAGCUUCAAUUUUUACCUGCUUUUAUCUCCCUCAUUUGUUAAUUUGAAGCAUCAGUGUCUGUAUUGUAUAUUAUCUAUGGAAUGGACCCUCAUUUGGUGGAAUUGUACUGUGAUUCAUGGGAAGCAACAGAGUGAUCAUUAUUGCUCAAAUUGCACCCGCAAUCCCUUGUGCUGCUAUAAAUGUCUCUAUAAAUGCAAAUAAAAGGAGACAUAUAGGGGCAGAUUCACUAAGGGUCGAAUUUUGAAGUUAAAAAUACUUCGA
This is a messenger RNA of Xenopus laevis (African clawed frog), 788 nucleotides long. RefSeq names its product ATPase H+ transporting V1 subunit G2 S homeolog (gene atp6v1g2.S). The coding region runs from base 169 to 528 and encodes 119 amino acids. Gene Ontology annotation, cellular component: vacuolar proton-transporting V-type ATPase, V1 domain; vacuolar proton-transporting V-type ATPase complex; endomembrane system. Lineage: Eukaryota; Metazoa; Chordata; Amphibia; Anura; Pipidae. The transcript has 3 exons. Gene Ontology annotation, biological process: proton transmembrane transport; synaptic vesicle lumen acidification. The record is from RefSeq and is a predicted model, not a curated record. Gene Ontology annotation, molecular function: ATP hydrolysis activity; proton-transporting ATPase activity, rotational mechanism.